CGCGUGCCGGCGUUGCCGGGUGACGGCCGCCCCGGGCAAUGGCGGCGGGGCCGCCCCGCGAUUGGCCCCCGGCGAUAUAAAGUCGUAGGAAUAGCCGGCAAAGCUGUUUAGGACUGUGUUGAAAAUGCUGGGAGAGAAAAAGCCGUUAAUGGUGGCAAGAGACCUUUACACAGACCCCACUUUUCCGGCCAGUGAUACCUCUAUAUUUUUUGAUUAUUGUACCCCGCUUGCCCAAUUCAGAGGCGAGAUAUCUUGGUUGAGACCUAAGGACAUUUGUUCUUCUCCUCGGUUAUUUUCAAACAAUCUGCAGGAUGUGCCAGUAAAACAAGGAAUUUUGGGAGACUGUUGGUUCCUGUGUGCCUGUGUAGCUUUGCAGAAGAGCAAAUACUUGCUGGAAAAGGUAAUCCCUCCGGGUCAGCCCAGCUGGACAGAUGAGUCCUACCAAGGCUGCUUCACGUGCCGGGUCUGGCAGUUUGGCCACUGGGUCGAAGUGACCAUUGACGAUCGCCUGCCGUGCCUUGGGGGCAAACUCUGCUUUUCCCAGUGUCAGAAAGAGGAUUUGUUUUGGCUUCCACUACUGGAAAAAGCUUAUGCAAAAGUGCAUGGAUCUUAUGAGCAGUUGUGGGCGGGACAGGUGGCAGAUGCUUUGGUUGAUCUGACUGGAGGAAUCGCUGAAAGAUGGACCCUGAAAGGCCCUGGAAAAAGUGUGGAGAAAGAGAAGACUGGUAUGGUUUUGGAGAAAGCAGUGUUUAGGAGACUAAUGAAUCUGAAGGAACAGUGUGUAAUAAGCUGUUCAGUCCUCAACUCCAGACAAGGUGCAAGUGAACUAGGAGAAUUUCAUGCCUUUAUUGUGAUAGACACAUUGAAUCUCUCUGAAGUGUCAGGCAAGGAAAUCUUCCUACUACGAAUACGAAAUCCUUGGGGGAGACGGUGCUGGAAAGGGCCUUGGUGUGAGGGUGGUCCAGGAUGGAACCAGCUAGACCCAGUAGUUGCUUCAGAACUCCUCUCACAGAUCCAAGAGGGAGAAUUCUGGGUUGAUGAAGAGGAAUUUUUCAGGGAAUUUGAUGAGAUUACUGUGGGCUUUCCAGUCAAUGAGGAAGGACAACUUCAGAGCCUCUAUACAGAGAAAGUGCUGUAUCACUCACAGAAUCUCUUUGGAUCCUGGGUGAGAGGCCAGUCUGCAGGUGGCUGCCGCAACAACAGCAGCUUCCCUACCAACCCCAAGUUCUGGCUGAGGGUCUGUGAAUCAAGUGAGGUGUGCAUUGCUCUGCUGCAGAAAUGCAGGAAAUACAGCACUGACUGGGCUGGAAGGAUUCAAAAUCCAUCUUUGACUGAGGGCAUUCAGGGAAAGAAUUACCAGGCUGUGGGAUUGCAUGUCUGGAAGGUGGAGAAGAAACGAUUUAACCUUCCAAAGACCCUCUCUGCUCCUCCAGUUGUAGGUACAGUCUGCCAUUCCUACGAUAGAGAAGUCCACGUGUGCUGUGACCUUUCACCUGGCUUUUAUCUUGUUGUUCCCAGCACUUUUCUGAAAGAUGCAGUAGGGAAUUUCUUGCUUCGUGUAUUUUCAACGGGAAGGAUCUCUCUCAGUGAACUAAAGCCACCACCCAUGGAUUCUGCGCUCUGUGAAGAACUCCCGGCUGGUGAAUGGGAGACAGUGCAGCUGCAUGGAUGCUGGAAGAAUGGGCUAAAUGCUGGAGGUAGCAGGAACUUCCCCUCCUUCCAUACCAACCCCUGCUUUCCCCUCUCCAUUCCUGCAGGACCGGGGAAAAGCAAUGUGAAAGUCACCCUCCGUCAGCACUGCCUGGAUAGCAAGUGUUGUCCAAUAGGUUUCCAUAUUUUCCAGGUGCCUAACAGCAGCUGGAAACCACAAACUACUUCUUUUCUACACUUGGAGCCACUGGUGAGCUGUGUUCCUCACUGCUACUCCCAGGAAGUCAGCCGACUUUGCAGACUUCCUGCAGGAAGUUAUGUCAUUAUACCUUCUACAUACUUGCCCAACACAGAAGGCAAUUUUACAGUGGUCAUAGCAACCAAAAUAGACAGGAAGCGCAUUCACAGCCACGAGACACUUGGACAAGUAUUACAAGAGGUUUCCUUUACAACUGUGAUGAAAAAGUAGCAUGGAAUUCUCACACCGUUAUUUCAAGAAACAUCGGGAAGCUGAGGAAUGCCUCACCUCUUGCACUUCUCAGUUUUAAAUGGAAUAACAAGAUGAUGUUCUUAGCCCGUU
Molecule: messenger RNA, 2230 nt
Organism: Hirundo rustica (Barn swallow)
Lineage: Eukaryota; Metazoa; Chordata; Aves; Passeriformes; Hirundinidae
Gene: CAPN10
Product: calpain 10
Exons: 13
Coding region: 125-2119 (664 amino acids)
Biological process (GO): proteolysis
Cellular component (GO): cytoplasm
Molecular function (GO): calcium-dependent cysteine-type endopeptidase activity
Source: RefSeq, a predicted model, not a curated record